Molecule: messenger RNA, 6074 nt
Organism: Mizuhopecten yessoensis (Yesso scallop)
Lineage: Eukaryota; Metazoa; Mollusca; Bivalvia; Pectinida; Pectinidae
Exons: 5
Coding region: 214-6003 (1929 amino acids)
Biological process (GO): regulation of transcription by RNA polymerase II
Cellular component (GO): chromatin
Molecular function (GO): zinc ion binding
Source: RefSeq, a predicted model, not a curated record
AUAUAAAUAGUUAUGGUUUUCCCGUAACUUCAAUGGCAGUAUAAAUAGAUUCGUCGUCAUUUCCUUCGUGUGGCUUCGGACCAGGAGCGUCAAAAUGCAGGAACCGCCAGCAAUUUCCAGAGUGUUUUGAUAAAGUAAAUCUUGUCAUUACAAGCGAACAGGAAAAUACUACUGAAUUGAUAUCAACGCAUUCUUCUCAGUGUUUGCUUGAUAAUGGUUAAUAAUUCUGAAAGGUCGAAACAGUGGAGAAACAAACGGAAGAACGAUCCAAAAUUUCUCGAAAAUGAACGAAAGCGUAAACAAGCAUCAAGGAAAAAUCGAACAGAGGAACAGCGAAAGAGAGAUAAAGAACUAUGCAAGGCCAGACAAAAGAAAUAUAGAGAGAAAAAGCGAAAGCCCACAGCUAGUAGUGAGGACAUCACUGACGACCAGAUAUCAGACAGCAGUGACGUGUCAGAGCCGGUAUUGGGUGAAGAUGGUAUGGACACAGAUUCAAUCAGUUCGAUUACGCGAUCACAGGAUCCAGUUAGUUUAUCUUCUGUUUCAAAAGCUGUUGACAAUAGAUCAAGCAGCAAAUGUGGACAGUCAUCCGAAUUUUGCGAUCAAGUGCACAGAUCCGAGGAUGACAAUGUUGUCGUCACUUUGAAAGUUUCUCACACAUCAGGCUCUGUUGUGGUGUCUGACCAUGAUCUUCAACCAAACGAAAAUGGUGAGAAUAAAAAUAACCUUAAACCACUUAACGAUGUGGAGGCUACGACCAGGAGUACGAGAAGUCGGCUGCAGCAUCCAGACUUUGAUUCAUCGUAUGCUUGCGGAAAAUUGACAUCAGGCAUAGGUGUCGUCCAAACACAAGUUUCGUUUUUCAAAACGGUAGACGGCAACAGCUCUCGAUUACCUUCUAGCAUACUUGCCUCUUCAAAUGGUGUUUUACAUGGCGAAGACGAGGACCGACGUUCCGUAAGUGUCGUAUCUAAUUCGGACUCAUCUUCAGAUGACAUGGAAGGACAGGUGGAAAGUGCAUCUGAACAACCGAAAAAGUCUGCAUCUGAAACUGGCAUGGGCAAAGCUGGAAAGGUGAAAAGGAAACCAGAGCAACCGAUCGAGUCAGCGUCUGAAACUAGCUCGUGCAUAAGUGGCAACGUGAUAGGCAUAUCUGAACAAGGUAACGGACAUGUUUUUGAAGCUGAUACGGACAUAGUUGGAAACAUGGAAGGUAGUGCCGCACAACCGAACGAGUCUGCAUCUAACACCUGUACGGGCAUUGUUCGCCAUGUGGAUGACAAAGCCAAUCAAUUGAUCGAGUCUGCGUCUGAACCUGGUACUUGCAAAGCUGGAAACGUGGAAAAUAUACCAGAACAAGCCAACAAGCCUACGUCUGAACCACCUGUCGAAGCCGAUACCGUUAUGUGUGUAAAUGUUUCAGUACCAACAGAAGAAUUAAGCACUGGAAGCCUUGAUGAACGACACAUGGCACAGAGUAGGGCUAGUACUCAUAGUUCACUAACGGGAAAGAAAACUACUAAAUGGAUCCAGCAAUACGCUGAAGGGGAGAAUCAUGAAGUUGUAAGUUUUCUUACCAAUGACAUCACAUACCAUGUUGACUCUCAAAGAGAGGCUUUCUUUGUGAGAUGGCAGAGAGUGCUAUCUCAGAUUGCUGAUUUCGACGAACUCAAGUCUAGAAGUGGGGAAGUAUUCAGGGAAAUAGAGAAACGAUACCCGAUUCCAGCGAUGCAAACACUGCGCUUGUCUGGACAUCAACGUGACGUCACAGCCAUAAGUCUUUAUCCACAAGACGCUCCACGCGAUCAUGUUCCAAUCCAGAUCGUUGGGGAUGGCAACUGUCUUCCACGUGUUGGAAGUCUGUUUGCUUUUGGCAAUGAAAUGUGGCAUCUCGAAAUCCGAGUUCGAAUUUUCAUAGAACUUUGUUUGUUUGAAGACACGUAUUUAAACGACUCUUACUUGAACAGGGGUCUGGAAACUAAUAAGCAAACAAAAAGUACCGCAACACUUAUUGCACAAUACUCAGACGUAUUUACCAAAGAUGUUCAAGAUAAAGAUCGUGACAAAUACGUAUACAGAGUAAAUGCCAAAAACGUUCUUCACCCUGGUUCUUACAACGGGAUGUGGAGUGUGUUUGCGUUAGCUAGUGUGAUUGGGGUCGGGGUAAGGUCCAUCUACCCGGACUACGGUGGUUACAACGUUCGAGAGGAUCACAAUCGUAUGGUGAUACCCAGAGUGUCUCGGAAUAACGAUACUGUGAUUCACAUAAUGUGGACCAACACAUUAGGAAAGCAACCUCUGGCAACUGCUUGGACGCCAAACCAUUUUGUUGCGGUUGUUCACAAAAGCAUAAUUGAUGAUACCCUUUUAGGAGCAAAUGGUGGUACCUCAGAGGAGAGGAAAUUGGAACAGUUGAUGGGUUUUAUCAGGACUGGAGCAUACGACACAGAAAGGCUGGGGUUGGCGCGGACACUAACGCCACAGACCAUUGCCAGAUUCACGAUUAGAGAAAACAAUAUAGUUACACCUAGCCGCAUCAGCUAUCCGACACAACGUCCACUUAUCGGAGGUCCUACCACAGAAAACAAAGACACGUGCCUCUCCCAUCCCUCCGAGAAACCGGUGUACUUGUGUAAUACAUGCAAAGGCCGUCCCAUAUGUUACAAGUGCCCGCUUGAAAGACACAAAAAUCACGAGUACGAAGAUCUAGAACAACAUCUUAAAAAGAAAGAGAAUGAGUACCUCAAGAAGGCGUUACAAAAACGCAACUCGGUGUUACAUACAGAGUUGAAAAGACAAAAAGAUGUCAAUGAAAGAUGCAAAGAAAACAUAGCUCGCGAGAUUGAUGAACGCGUCACUGUAAUUACUCAACAGUUACAAAUAUGGAGACAGCAAUGUCGUCAAAAGCUCCAAGAUGAUGCUCAGGCCAUCCACAACAACAUCGAGCUAUCCACAGUACGAGUGUCGGCAACGAUUCCUACUUAUUUAAGAAACGUACAACAACAAGUACGACAAUUAAACAUGGCAGAACGACUUGCACGAAUGUCAGAGGAACCUCCACCAGACGUAGCAGUCAACACAAAUCCGUGCACAAGUAUCCAGUUUACUCCUGGAAACGAUGACCAAUUGAUACAGCAGUUUGGAAGCCUUUCCUGUCAUCUUCCUGACCCCAUUGACACCAGUGCGGGAGAUAGAACGACGAACAACGUCUUGGAGGGUGACAAUACGUUCAGUGAUGUAUGUAAUUCACUUCCAUUCCAUCCGCUCGUGCAAAGCGUUCAACCAUGUGUCCUAAUGAACACAUCGGAUCGCACAGCCACAAAGACCCUAGACAUAGAAGACAUGAGUGACGAAAUAACCACUUCUCGUGCUUUACCUUCAUGUUCAACGUCAAUCGUAGCAGGUAAUAUAAACCUUAAACAGUGUAUAGACGCAGGGAUUGGCAGUUUCCAAAACAAACCGACCCCAAGUAAGCGCCUACGUGUAAUGCAAAACGUAGUUAUUAACACUGAGCAGAAACAAAAACUAGGAAGACGGUUAGAAACAUCCCCCAAUGAGUCUGUAAUUAAUAAAUGUCCCCGUCCAUGUACAGUUCCAAUUGUUUCUGCCACGAAAGACGAAGAGAAGAAAAAGGACAAACAAUGUACUAAUAUGUCAUCAAGCAUUCUCAAUACACGUGCAGGACCAACAAUUAUUGAUAAUACAGCAAUUGUACAGCAAUUGGACAGACCAAAUAUGGUAGUAUCUCCAAACUUAACUGGACAUCAAAUAGAUGUGAACCCGCGUCUGACCUGCAUACAAUCGUCAGGAAUUGGUUCGCCAGUUAGACCGAUGUCAAUCAAGUCAUGCAGCGAGACACAAGUUUCAGUCGGUCAAAUGAUUAUCAGCUCGCCAGCUCCAACAGGAAGUUCCGGUAUCCAAUCUUCAGAUGAGCACAGUACGCGUGUAGAAAUAAACCAGGUACCGAGAACGACACAGACGCUUGGUGGAGAAGUAACCAUACCCGAUAAUGUUAUAACAUCACAACCCCGGACUACAGAUAAAGUUAUAACCGCGACAUGUCUAGCGAGAGCACAACCUUGUGGCAUUUUGGAUUCGAGAGCGUCUAGUUAUUCUUUUAUAAGAGAACAAAAGAAGAAGUCAAUACGUCCUUCUAGAACGACCGCAACGACACAACAGACAAGCAAUGAACUUUCAGCGGGAGGUAGACUAAUAGCAACUGGAUCACGGAACAGCAGAAAGAAAACAGACCAAAUAAGUGCCCGGCAACCGAGAGAAUAUACCCGUAUGGAAUUCACUAGUGCGACAGGAUUGAAGAUGGUGAUAAGGAGCGCCAACACUGCAAAAUAUUUUGAAUCGUCGCCAAGGGCUAAGACAGCAGUCAAUGGGGCAUGCGCAAUCAACACCACAAUCGUAGCGGGAACAACACCAACUGUCAACACAAAUGUUGAAAAGACGAUCAAAAAAACAAAUGAAGUGGUAAUGAUACAAAAGCCGGACUGGAAAGACGAUAUGGCGAGUACCAUUAACACAACAAAUACAGUUGUAGUGACAUCGCCGGUAAACGUCGUAAGUGAAAUCAAAACCACAACUACAGUAGGAACUGCAACACUGACGAAUGUAAACUUCACUGUAGCAACCAACUCUAACAGCGCAAUGGAAACGACUGCAAGCAGACCGAAAACAAACAUGAACGUGAGUGGAGCAACCAAAAACACGUGUGCAGAAAAAAUGACAAUUGUUAAGGCUAAUCAGGUUGUCAAAGCUGCAAACGUAGCGGGAACAACCCGAACUGAACAUGUAGCGGGGACAUCACCAAAGACCAGUGUAUACAUCGAAGGUCCAAGACAAAUCAACGAUACAGUGCAAACGACACCAAGUGUCAACCACAAUGACUCUAAAAUAAUCAAAACCGUAUCUGCAGCGAGACCGAGCCCAGUGGCAAACAAAAACGACAAUGGUACGACCAAAGUCACAAACGCAGUGGAAACGGCACCAAAGAUGGCAAAUAAAAACACCUCUGGAGCAAUCAAAGCUGUAAGUGUAGCAACGACUUCACCAAUAGCCAAGAUCAACGUCAAUGGCUCUAUGAAAAUCACAAACGGAGAGGAAACCAUUCCAAAACCGAACAUAAACUUCACAGGGGCAACCGACACAUUGAAUGGAGCGAAAACGACAUCACUGGCCAACACAAUUGUGGAUUGCUCAACCAAAAUCACACACCCAGGGGAAACAACACUGGUCGUCAAUAAAAACGCAGCUGGAACACUCAAAGCCGUAAAUGUAGCAAGAUCAACAUCAAUGUCCAACAUAAACGUCGAUGGUACAACCAAAAUUACAAACGCAGUGGGAACGACACGAAAGCCUUACAUGAAAUUCACUGGGUCAACUCAAACGACAAAGGUAGUGGAACCGACAUCAUUGGCGAACACAAACGUCGAUAAUGCAACCAAGAUCGCCCGCUCAGCGGAAACGACACCAAUGAGGAACAGAAACGUAAAUAAAACGAGCAUUACACCAAUGUCCAACAUAAACGUCAAUGGUAAAACCAAAAUCACACAGACACUGGGAACGGCACCAAUGGUCGAUAAAAGUGACACUGGAACGAUCAAGUCCGUAAACAUACCGAGAUCAACACCAAUGCCCAACAGAAAUAGGUCAACCAAAAUCAGAAACGCAGAGGGAACCACACCAGAAUCGUACAUAAACUUCACGGGAGCAGCCACAACGACAAAGGUAGCGAACAAAAAAGUCGAUUGCUCAACCGAAAUAACAAUCGCAGAGGGAACAAUACCAAAACCUUACAUAAACAUCACUGGGGAAACCAAAACAGCAAAUGAAGCCGAUCUGUCGUCGGCGGCCAUAAUCAACGUCAUUACAACCACAAAAAAUGUUAAUGUAGCGAAACCAACACAUAGGUUCAAUAUAACUACUACUGGGCCAAACAGUGGCAACCAUUCGAAGAGAAAGAUGUCGACACUACAGAUGAUGCCGCUGUUGUAAGUGAACAAGAGGCCCAGAGGGCCUGUAUCGCCCACCUUGAUAUCUAAGCAAUCAUGGCAAAAUAUUCUCCA